GAUAGCUGCGGUGUUGCGGAGCACACUAUCAACCAUCAACUCAGCAUCUAUCGUCGCUGUUACUGUUGCUGCUGUUGCUGCUGCUGCUGAUGAACGGUUUGUGUCGAACAAGCAAAACGAUGUGCGACCGAUGGCUUCAUUUCAACGAUCUACCCUUCGAGCUGAUGUGCGAAAUAUUCGACUAUCUACCGCUGCGGGACAUCAGAAAUGCGUCGCUCGUCUGCCAGCACUGGCAUGAGAUCAUCUUCUCCGAGGUCUACAUCCAUCGGUUCCGGUUGCUGCUGAAUCUCGACCAGGCGCUGCCGGCACUGCGGCAAAUGGCGCUACUACUAGAGGCCAGCGAGCGCGACUACUACAGUGUGGUGCUGCGGGCAAACCUGGGCAGCCCGUUGACCGAGGCCCGGUUAAAGAUCGUGAAGCUGAUGAUCCGUCUGCUGGCCCAUACCGCCGAUUCGUUGUACUUCAAUAUGGCCGACUUCCGGAUCGAGUCGUGUGUGUCGGAACGUUCGCUGCGAGGCCGCCGGUUGCAGAUCAUCGACACGCGUGCCAAGUAUAUCCCACUCGGGAUGGGCCUUAAAGAGUCGAUGCUGGCAGCGAUCUGUGAGUACGCGAUCAACCUAGUCGAUCUGGUGAUCGCCGAGAUGAACAUUAACAACCCGAAAGCGCUGGUACCACUGUCCUCGUUACGAAGUCUUAAGCUGCUCCUGAUCAGUGAUUACUACCCGUACGUCAAGCCCACCGAACCACCGAUAGAGUUGCCCGCGCUCGAGAAUCUGUCGUUGAUCGGAGUGACGGAUGAAUCGUGUCACUACUUUCGAGUGGACAACCUGAAGCGCUUCUUUAUCCACUCCACCGGGACGGAUGCACCGCGCACGAUGGACUUCAUAACGCAGAACAUUACGGGCGUCGCACGGUUGUGUCUCCACUUUACGGCACGCUCCAUCCAAGCGGACGUCAUAUUUGGAUGGUUGGAACGGUUCCCGAAUCUGCUCGCCCUCGAGCUGGCCGGCGUGGCGCUGCCGGUGGAUGUACUGAAGCAUCUCAAUCCCGCCAAUCGGUUGCAGAAGCUCAUCUUCGUCGGCUGUCAUUUGGAGACGGUACUGUUGGAUGAGUUCUGCGUGAAGUUGGGUCGCCUGCGGCUCCUGUGCUUCGACCGGUGCUCACUGUUCCACCGGGACUCGGGCUUUCAUCCGAUCCACCACAAAGACCUCGAGCAGCUGCGGACGAUGCUGCCACGCUGUCAGAUCAUGCUAGACUAUGAGUAG
Molecule: messenger RNA, 1265 nt
Organism: Anopheles darlingi
Lineage: Eukaryota; Metazoa; Arthropoda; Insecta; Diptera; Culicidae
Exons: 2
Coding region: 90-1265 (391 amino acids)
Biological process (GO): positive regulation of protein ubiquitination; SCF-dependent proteasomal ubiquitin-dependent protein catabolic process
Cellular component (GO): SCF ubiquitin ligase complex
Molecular function (GO): protein binding
Source: RefSeq, a predicted model, not a curated record